Lodderomyces elongisporus is the source of this 351-nucleotide messenger RNA. RefSeq lists its product as uncharacterized. The record is from RefSeq and is a predicted model, not a curated record. The transcript has a single exon. The coding region runs from base 1 to 351 and encodes 116 amino acids. Lineage: Eukaryota; Fungi; Ascomycota; Pichiomycetes; Serinales; Debaryomycetaceae.
AUGACCACUUCAGAGCCACAAAGUGAAGAUCUUCUCAGCGAGACCAAGCAGCAAAGACAACAACGAUUCCAAAACCAACUAUACCAAGCGGGCUUCAAGGGGAUGUUACAAGGCACAUUGGUUGCUUUAUUGACCGGUUAUGCAUUGUCCUAUAAAUAUAACCACGGAAAAAAUGCAGCAUAUUUCAGAAAUACUUACAAGAUAUGGUGGGUUGUUUGUUGGAACAUUGUUGGGGUGACGUUUGCUACGGAUACAGCAAAGAUGAAUAUUAGCAAACAAGCUGCUAUUGAGGAUGAAAUCAAACGAAGUCGUUACUUCGAAGAUGAGAUGAACUCAGUAAGAAAGAAGUAG